CAUUAUUGAAUCUCUUCAAAGAUAACAUCUAGGGUUUGUCCUUAGAAUUCGCUUUUCGUAGAUUUCUCUAUUGAACCGGUCUCCGUUCCAUUUCUUCUCGAAGCUGCGAGCUCCAUCCAUGGCUGAUUCUCUGAGACUGAUGAGUCUUCCAGAUUGUGCUUGAAAAAGCUGUAAGCUAUCCACUUCUAAUCAUCGCUCGCCUUCUUUCUUCCUAGUUAUUGAAUUUCGAAGAAUGCAAUGCGUCGUUUACUUUCCAAGUACAUCUCAUUAACCGCCCAAAUCGUAUUCGGUAGGGUUAGAGAUUCAGCUCCCUUCCGAAACUAUUCGAACUUUCAGAGGGAUAUACAAUCUAUUAAAUCAUUCUCUACUUUUAGCAAUGGUCGUAGUAGAAAUAUUGGUAGUGGUAGCAGCAGCAGAGUCGUCACUGCCUCUUCUACAGAUGACCAGCAGGAGGCUCCCUUGACUGUCGGGGGCCUGGCCAAGGCCAAGCCGUUACUUGUUGGCCGUGGAUCCUCAGAGGGACCUAAGUUGGUUCUCAAACUGUUGGAGAGUACUGGGUUUCCCCAAACCGGAAUCAAGAGAAUAGUUUCCUUGGUUCCUGAGAUUCUCUCUUACGAUUCUAAUAAAUGCCUCAAGCCUAAGAUUGAUUUUCUUCGUUCAGUUGGUCUGUCUGAAACCGAUGUUGUGAAAAUGAUCACUUCACAUCCACCUUUACUAAAUCGAAACUUGAAGAAUCACAUUAUCCCCUUAUUUGAUUUUCUCAGAACUUUGCUGGGUGGUGAACAGUGUGCGGUUUAUUUCAUCAAACGUCACCCAUUAAUUUUCAAAUACAAUGUCUCGGAUAAUAUGGCACCCAAUUUGUCAGCAUUACAAGAUAUCGGCUUUCGCAAUAUUAAAAAAUUGAUGAGUAUAUCAAGAUUUACCAGGGUGUUAGGAGAAGUAAAGCCUAGUCGGUUCAAUAAGAUUGUUAACGAGGUAAUGGAUAUCGGUUUUGAUUCCUCGUUGUCACACUUUAUAAGUGCAAUCAUUGCCAUGGCAUCUCACACUGAAAAGACCUGGGAGAAGAAACUCAAGUUUUAUGGAAGUUUGGGUUUCUCUGACCAAGAGGUCCUCUCUAUGUUCAAGAAGCAACCCACGUCAAUGGAGAUAUCAAAGGAAAAAAUAAGAGCAGCAGUGCAGUUCUUCACUAAAAAAUUUCACUGGAGCCCGACGCAGAUAUCAGCAAGGCCAGGCAUUCUGCUAUAUAACUUGGAAAAGAGAGUUAUCCCAAGAUGUUCAGUUUUGCAAGCAUUAGUGGCAAGAAACAAGGUUCGUAAGAAUGUAUCGGUUCUCAGUUUGGUCUGUAUUAGUGACAAGGACUUUGAAGAUAAGUAUGUGACUAAGUACAUGGAAGAGGUUCCGGAAGUGGUGGAUGCCUACCAAGGUACAUGGUUACCCAAAUAGUCCCGUACUGAAUGUUUCUCUGGUCACAUGCUUUAAAUCUGGAUCGAAGCUUUACAUCAAAAUUGAUGGGAAUGUGGAGUGUCAACAAAAUUCUGCAAAAGUUUACCAGUGAUAUUUGUAGCAGUUAAGGGGUAAUUUGAAUGCUUGAAAAGAGAAAAAAAUCAUUGGGAAACCGACGGUGAUCUAAUUAUAUGCAAAACAGGAUUAAGAAAAAGGAACUAAAAAUGGAAAAUGUAUUCUUCUGCACCCCACAGCUUUUUGUUAUAUGUAUGCAUCUAACUAGUUGUUGAAGGCAAACUGUUAGUUUUGCUCUUUUUUU
This is a messenger RNA of Diospyros lotus (date-plum), 1762 nucleotides long. RefSeq lists its product as uncharacterized. NCBI's taxonomy places the organism in Eukaryota, Viridiplantae, Streptophyta, Magnoliopsida, Ericales, Ebenaceae. The coding region runs from base 238 to 1443 and encodes 401 amino acids. Gene Ontology annotation, biological process: regulation of DNA-templated transcription; chloroplast organization. Gene Ontology annotation, cellular component: chloroplast. The record is from RefSeq and is a predicted model, not a curated record. Gene Ontology annotation, molecular function: double-stranded DNA binding. The transcript is spliced from 2 exons.